This is a messenger RNA of Pectinophora gossypiella (pink bollworm), 474 nucleotides long. RefSeq lists its product as uncharacterized. NCBI's taxonomy places the organism in Eukaryota, Metazoa, Arthropoda, Insecta, Lepidoptera, Gelechiidae. The record is from RefSeq and is a predicted model, not a curated record. The transcript has 4 exons. Bases 1 to 474 code for a protein of 157 amino acids.
AUGCUGCUCCAUUACGACCUGCUGAAAGUGCCAGAAGUUAUAGAUGGUGAGUCUGGCUCGGUGAUGACGGCAGCAGCCACUUCAGGGUUGCUGCGGCGCGUGCGCGGCAUUGGCAUUACCACCUGCCAUGUUGCAUAUAUCUUCGAAUUCCAGUUACCACUAAGUGCAAGAUACAAGAGGGAUAACGCAGUGGGUGCUCUCGACAUAGUCACUAACAACGCACACCCAAUACAUGCUGAGGUGAAGUCUGAAUCUUUAGUACCUAUUGGAGACAUCAGUACUGCUGAUAAGGUAACUCCACCAAAGGACAGCAUAUACCCGUCGAAGUCGCUCAGGAAGUCAUGGCCACUGACCAGCCGGCUCGACCUCGUCCGAAGUGUUACCAGGGUGGUCACAUUGGUCGUUCUUGUGAUCUCCGCUGCGUUUGAGUUCUACCCUCUUCUGCAACAUCUGUACGAUUUGUACUACUUCUAG